AUGUCCAAGAGCAAAACUUUUUUAUUUACCUCUGAAUCUGUCGGUGAAGGUCACCCAGACAAGAUUUGUGACCAAGUUUCUGAUGCUAUCUUGGAUGCUUGUUUAGAACAAGAUCCAUUCUCCAAGGUCGCCUGUGAAACAGCUGCCAAAACUGGUAUGAUCAUGGUUUUCGGUGAAAUUACUACGAAAGCUAAACUUGACUACCAACAAAUCGUAAGAGACACCAUCAAGAAGAUUGGUUAUGACGAUUCUGCCAAGGGUUUCGACUACAAGACAUGUAAUGUUUUAGUUGCCAUCGAACAACAAUCUCCAGACAUUGCUCAAGGUCUGCAUUAUGAAAAGAGCUUGGAAGACUUAGGUGCUGGUGAUCAAGGUAUAAUGUUUGGUUACGCUACAGAUGAAACUCCGGAAGGUUUGCCAUUGACCAUUCUUUUGGCUCAUAAAUUGAACAUGGCUAUGGCAGAUGCUAGAAGGGAUGGUUCCAUCCCAUGGUUAAGACCAGACACAAAGACUCAAGUCACUGUUGAAUACGAAGAUGACAACGGUAGAUGGGUUCCAAAGAGAAUAGAUACCGUUGUCAUUUCUGCUCAACAUGCCGAUGAAAUUUCCACCGCUGACUUGAGAACCCAACUUCAAAAAGACAUCGUUGAAAAGGUCAUACCAAAGGACAUGUUAGACGAAAAUACGAAAUAUUUCAUCCAACCUUCCGGUAGAUUCGUCAUCGGUGGUCCUCAAGGUGAUGCCGGUUUGACUGGUAGAAAGAUUAUUGUUGACGCUUACGGUGGUGCCUCAUCUGUCGGUGGUGGUGCCUUCUCUGGUAAGGACUACUCAAAGGUCGAUCGUUCGGCUGCUUACGCUGCUAGAUGGGUUGCCAAAUCUCUAGUUGCCGCUGGCUUGUGUAAGAGAGUCCAAGUUCAAUUUUCUUAUGCUAUUGGUAUUGCUGAACCAUUGUCACUACAUGUGGACACAUAUGGUACAGCUACUAAAUCAGAUGACGAAAUCAUUGAAAUUAUUAAGAAGAACUUCGACUUGAGACCAGGUGUUUUAGUGAAAGAAUUGGACUUGGCUAGACCAAUUUACUUGCCAACUGCUUCUUAUGGUCACUUCACCAAUCAAGAAUACUCGUGGGAAAAGCCAAAGAAAUUGGAAUUUUAA
Molecule: messenger RNA, 1155 nt
Organism: Saccharomyces paradoxus
Lineage: Eukaryota; Fungi; Ascomycota; Saccharomycetes; Saccharomycetales; Saccharomycetaceae
Gene: SAM2
Product: methionine adenosyltransferase SAM2
Exons: 1
Coding region: 1-1155 (384 amino acids)
Biological process (GO): S-adenosylmethionine biosynthetic process
Cellular component (GO): cytosol
Molecular function (GO): methionine adenosyltransferase activity; ATP binding
Source: RefSeq, a predicted model, not a curated record